AUGUUACCACCAGUUCUUAUAAUUUCAAUAAGUAUUGUAGCUAUUGAAGUUGUUGUUGGAUUUAUUGGAAAUGGAUUUAUUACAGCUGUUAAUAUCAAUAACUGGAUCAAAAGCAAAAAAAUUUCUUCUGCUGAUAUGAUCCUGCUUUUUCUGAGCAUAUCAAGAUUUAUCUUGCAGGUGACCAUACUGAUGUACAUUCACAGCCUGUACUUUGCAGAUGUGUAUAAGUUGGCUUCUGUGUACAAAGUUUUUGGUGCUGUAUGGAUGUUUGUAAACCAUGCCAGUUUGUGGUUCAGUACCUGGCUCAGUGUACUCUAUUGUGUAAAAAUAAUCAAUGUCACUCAACAACUGUGGCUGCAAAUCAAGAUCAGGAUAGCUGGGAUGGUCCCAUGGCUUCUUCUAGGAUCACUGGUGAUUUCUUCGGUGACUUCUCUUCCUUUACUCUGGAUUACACCCAGCGCUUACCUCUGCAGCUCAACAGGGAACUGUAGAGAAAAUAGCACUGCAUAUGUCACUGACUGGGAUAGUUCGCAACUCUACUUGCUGCUUCUUUACUCUGUAGGGUGCUUUUUCCCUUUAGUACUCUCUGUGGUAACCUCAGCUCUGUUAAUUACCUCUCUAUGGAGACACACAAGGAAGAUGAAAUAUUAUGUAGAUACUUUCAGAGAUCCUUUGAUAGAUGUUCAUGUAACUGCCAUUAAAUCUGUUAUUUCCUUCUUGAUCCUGUAUCUUUCUAGUUUUGUAGCUCAAAUUCUUUUGACGUUGUCAACUUCUCAAAGUAAAGACAAUGUCAAAGUUGCAGUAUCCUUAGUUGUAGCUGGGGCAUAUCCAUCUCUACACUCUAUCGUCCUGAUAAUAGUCAAUUCAAAAUUGAAACUGGCAUUUAAGAUCCUUUGCCAGCAUUUUAAGUGCCAUUUGGAAAAUAUGACUCUAAGCUCCAUUUUAUAG
This is a messenger RNA of Colius striatus (speckled mousebird), 948 nucleotides long. Its product is annotated as taste receptor type 2 member 40-like. Gene Ontology annotation, cellular component: membrane. Gene Ontology annotation, molecular function: G protein-coupled receptor activity; bitter taste receptor activity. Bases 1 to 948 code for a protein of 315 amino acids. Gene Ontology annotation, biological process: detection of chemical stimulus involved in sensory perception of bitter taste; sensory perception of taste; G protein-coupled receptor signaling pathway. NCBI's taxonomy places the organism in Eukaryota, Metazoa, Chordata, Aves, Coliiformes, Coliidae. The record is from RefSeq and is a predicted model, not a curated record. The transcript has a single exon.